GGAUGAGGUCCACAGGGCUGAUGGGAACACUGCUCACCCUGGCCAACCUGCUGCAGCUGGCUGGGACUCUGAGAAUUGCAGCCUUCAACAUCCGGACUUUUGGGGAGACUAAGAUGUCCAAUGCCACCCUCUCCAGCUAUAUUGUGAAAAUCCUGAGUCGCUAUGAUAUCGUCGUUGUCCAAGAGGUCAGAGACACCUACCUGGUUGCUGUUGGGAAACUCCUGGAUGAACUCAAUCGGGACAAACCUGACACCUAUCGCUAUGUAGUCAGUGAGCCGCUGGGCCGCAAAAGCUACAAGGAACAGUACCUGUUUGUGUACAGGCCCGACCAGGCGUCUGUUCUGGACAGCUAUCAUUAUGAUGACGGCUGUGAGCCCUGCGGGAAUGACACCUUCAGCCGAGAGCCAACUGUUGUCAAGUUCUUUUCCCCAUACACUGAGGUCCGAGUGUUUGCGAUCGUGCCCUUGCACUCAGCCCCAGCAGAUGCUGUGAGUGAGAUUGACGCCCUCUAUGAUGUUUACCUUGAUGUCCAGCAAAAGUGGGGCCUGGAGGACAUCAUGUUCAUGGGAGAUUUCAAUGCUGGCUGCAGCUACGUCACUUCCUCCCAAUGGUCUUCCAUUCGCCUUCGGACAAGCCCCAUCUUCCAGUGGCUGAUCCCUGACAGUGCGGACACCACAGUCACAUCCACACACUGUGCUUAUGACAGGAUUGUGGUUUCUGGAGCCCUGCUCCAGGCUGCUGUCGUUCCCAACUCGGCCGCUCCCUUUGAUUUCCAGGCAGAAUACAGACUUUCCAACCAGCUGGCUGAAGCCAUCAGUGACCAUUACCCAGUGGAGGUGACACUCAGAAAAACCUGAUGUCAUUGAGCAGUUCAGCUAUACCGCUUCCAGUGAGGAAGACCCCACCUCAACUACACACAGUACUAGAGCGUUCCACCGUCUCAGAAGAGAGAACUUCUACCACAUGGACUAAGAAACACUGUUUAAUUGAAGUAAAUAAAGCUGAGCUC
This is a messenger RNA of Arvicanthis niloticus (Nile rat), 1009 nucleotides long. It is a transcript of the gene Dnase1, whose product is annotated as deoxyribonuclease 1. Gene Ontology annotation, cellular component: nucleus. Lineage: Eukaryota; Metazoa; Chordata; Mammalia; Rodentia; Muridae. The record is from RefSeq and is a predicted model, not a curated record. Gene Ontology annotation, molecular function: DNA binding; deoxyribonuclease I activity. Gene Ontology annotation, biological process: DNA catabolic process.